AUGCCUUGUACACUGCCGGUGUGUUCUUGUCUCGUUUACAUCCUUCUAUUGAAGUCAACUGCCGUCCAUGGAAAGCUCGUCAAUGUUACUAUCGACGAUCAGAGCCCCUCUUUGUUUUAUUCUGACCUCUGGGAGGUCGGCGGGAGUUCGUGCCCAGGUUGCGCCGCAGUACCUAAUGCGUCGCAGGCUAUCUACGGAACAUGGCAUGAUUCCACACAUUAUGCAGACAACGAAACUAAUCCUUAUCCGACACCCAACGUAUCUGCAUCAUUCAACGGCACGGCCAUCUAUGCGAUAUGUAUCCUCACUAGAGCCGCAGCAUGGAAUUCAGAUAUGAGCUUCUACAUCGAUGGCGACUUUGUUGGCGAAUUCGUGAAAACUCCUCCCGGAGAACUAGGCUACGAUUAUAAUUACACCGUGUAUUCCAAUACUUCUAUCCCCCCUGGUCAACACAGAUUCACACUCCAGAACGGACGUGUCGGCGCACCAAUGCGAACAUUAACACUUUUCGAUGCUAUCGUGUACUCGUAUGUCAAUCAUUAG
This is a messenger RNA of Desarmillaria tabescens, 543 nucleotides long. RefSeq lists its product as uncharacterized. The transcript has 3 exons. The record is from RefSeq and is a predicted model, not a curated record. Lineage: Eukaryota; Fungi; Basidiomycota; Agaricomycetes; Agaricales; Physalacriaceae. The coding region runs from base 1 to 543 and encodes 180 amino acids.